Molecule: messenger RNA, 747 nt
Organism: Spirometra erinaceieuropaei
Lineage: Eukaryota; Metazoa; Platyhelminthes; Cestoda; Diphyllobothriidea; Diphyllobothriidae
Source: the annotation of a GenBank genome assembly
AUGCGACGUCUCCACCACUGUCCAUCGUCCCUUUGUGCCACUAUCCCUCCGCAGCAAAGUCUUCUCCUCCCUACACAACCUUUCUCACCCUGGGAGUCGAGCUACAGACAAGCUGAUUUCCGACCGCUUCGUUUGGUCUGGGAUGCACAAGGACCUGAAAGCAUGGACACGGGGUGUUUUGGCUGUCAACGAAAUAAGGUCCAACGGCACAACAAAGUUCCCAUUGGCACCUUUCCUACUCCGAAUGCCCGGUCCAGCCACGUUCACCUAAACAUCGUAGGCCCUCUGCCUCUGUCCAAUGGCUGUUCCUAUCAGCUUACCUGCGUGGAUCGAUUCAACCGGUGGCCGGAAGCCAUUCCCCUGCCUGAUGCCGCUGCUCCAACGGUUGUCAAGGCUUUCCUCGGCCGUCGGGUUGUCAUUUUCGGUGCUCCUUCCACUAUCACGACCGAUCGCGAUGGCCAAUUUGAAUUCAACCUCUUCCAGUCUCUUCUCUCCUUUUUGGGCUGUACUCGCGUCCGCACUACAGCCUAUCAUCCGGCAGCCAGUGGGAUGAUCGAGCGGUUUCCUCGUCAGCCGAAGGCCUCCUUAUGCGCCACAUACGAUCCGGAGAACUGGACAGACCACCUCCCCCUGGUCCUGCUGGGCAUUCUCUCCUCUCUCAAGUUGGACCUUGACUGUUCCGCUGCUGAACUCGUGUUCGGUGCUACCGUCCGACCUCCCGAUCAGAUGAUCUCGCCAAUCCCGUGA